AUGAACUGCAUUCUGAAAUCAGUGGCAAAUUAUUUUGUGACUUGUGAUACGAAAACUGUGAAUUUGCUUUGUGACGUAUAAAAAAUGCGAUACCAAAAAUGAUUAAUAAAAAAAAUAAGUCUGAAAUUCUGCACCUUAAGCAGUGUACUAGUUUUUUUUUUUAUAUUCAACGUAAUCGUAACGUUAAAUAAAAGUUUUAUGAAUCUAAACUUGCUUCAGACAAAAAAACCAAUACGUAUUCUACAAGCGUUUUCCGUUUGCCCAUGGAAACGGAUCGCUAAACAGAUUACAUCGCUUAAUAUUCGGGACAAGUCACAUUCUUUGUUCCAUUGUGAUCGCACGGGGUUCAUUAAUUGGAAGAAAGGAAUUAAAUUGAACUGUUAUUUCCAGAAUCCAUCCGACAAAAUGAGGGUCCUGAUUGUGUUGUCGUGUCUGGUCGUGGUGGCGUUUGCCGCUGAUAAAUACAACGCAAAAUAUGAUAACUUCGAUGUCGACACACUGAUCUCCAAUGACAGACUUCUCAAAGCCUACAUCAACUGCUUCUUGGAAAAAGGACGGUGCACGCCUGAAGGAUCAGAUUUCAAAAAGACCCUGCCUGAGGCGAUUGAGACCACUUGUGCCAAAUGCACAGAGAAGCAGAAGGGUAACAUCAGGAAGGUGAUCAAGGCUAUCCAACAGAAGCACCCCAAGGAAUGGGAAGACCUCGUCAAGAAGAACGACCCCAGCGGCAAAAACCGCGCCAACUUCGACAAAUUCAUCCAGGGAAGCUAAACAUUCUCAUAGUACCCCAACAAGUGAUUUUAGAUUUAAAAUUUUAGGUUCUAAGAUUUCACAUACAAUUUGCCGGAGUUUUAACAGUUAAGUUAGCUCUCUACUAAAUUUAAAAAUGAUAAUUAUUUCCUUCGACCCUUAGGAUUUCUCCCGAUGCUCUCUUUAACUCCAUUUUCCGGGAUCAAGAUCCAAGUGAUUUAAUUUAUGUGUAGGUUUUUAGAUAAUCAUCGGAUGACAAACUGUUGUGUUAUUUAUUUGAAUAUCACGAUGUUGACUGAUAUUGUAAUAAAAAAUAAUAAUUGAAA
Trichoplusia ni (cabbage looper) is the source of this 1076-nucleotide messenger RNA. RefSeq names its product ejaculatory bulb-specific protein 3-like. NCBI's taxonomy places the organism in Eukaryota, Metazoa, Arthropoda, Insecta, Lepidoptera, Noctuidae. Bases 199 to 771 code for a protein of 190 amino acids. The transcript is spliced from 2 exons. The record is from RefSeq and is a predicted model, not a curated record.